Amphibalanus amphitrite is the source of this 2513-nucleotide messenger RNA. Its product is annotated as soluble guanylate cyclase 88E-like. Gene Ontology annotation, cellular component: guanylate cyclase complex, soluble. Lineage: Eukaryota; Metazoa; Arthropoda; Thecostraca; Balanomorpha; Balanidae. The transcript is spliced from 14 exons. The record is from RefSeq and is a predicted model, not a curated record. Gene Ontology annotation, biological process: response to oxygen levels; nitric oxide-cGMP-mediated signaling; cGMP biosynthetic process. Gene Ontology annotation, molecular function: oxygen sensor activity; heme binding; guanylate cyclase activity. The coding region runs from base 29 to 2407 and encodes 792 amino acids.
CACCAGUCGCACCACUGGCGGCGGCGCCAUGUACGGCCUGCUGCUGGAGAACCUGGCCGAGUACAUCAAGGUCGGCUACGGCGAGGACAUGUGGGAGACGGUGCGGCGCGAGGCGCUGGUGGACGUGCCGUCGUUCUCGACGCACCAGGUGUACCCGGAGUCGCUGAUCCCGCGGCUGGCCAGGGCCGCCUGCAAGAUUCUGAACCUGAAGGAGCAGGAGUUCUUUGAGAACAUGGGCGUCUACUUUGUGGGCUUCGUCGGCCAGUACGGCUACGACCGGGUGCUCUCCGUGCUGGGGCGGCACGUGCGCGACUUUCUGAACGGUCUGGACAACCUGCACGAGUACCUCAAGUUCUCGUAUCCGCGCAUGAGGCCGCCGUCGUUUUUCUGCGAGAACGAAACACCAACCGGCAUGGUGUUACACUACCGGAGCAAACGACGGGGCUAUGGAGGCUACACCAUGGGACAAAUCAAACAGGUGGCUCGGCACUUCUACGACACCGAGAUGGAGAUCGAGCUAGUGCGCGAGGACUCGCUGGUCGACUCGUACCACGUCACCUUCCAGCUGACGUUCGACAACCACGCCUUCCGCGAGAGCCACGCCAUCCGGCUGGUGCGCGACGAGCAGAGCCUGCCCAUCCGCGCCGGCAUCAUCUUCGAGCUGUUCCCAUUCUCCAUCGCCUUCACAUCAAAUAUGGUUGUAAAGAACCUCGGUCAGUCGAUGAUGACCAUUCUGCCGGAGCUGAUCGGAAGGAAAAUCGAUGAGUGGUUCGACCUGGUCCGGCCGCUGGUGGAGUUUAGAUUCUCAGGGAUUCUGAAAAAGACCAACAACAUUUUCGAGCUGGUAACAAUUGACGCCCCGUCUCGCCUGCGGGCGCUGGACAGCAAGGUCAACACCAACGGCAUGGUCGACGACUUCGACGACGACCUAAUCAUCAAGGAGAAAAAUCUGCGACUCAAAGGUCAGAUGAUGUACUUUGACGAGUGGCGGAUGAUCCUGUUCCUGGGUACGCCGGUGAUGCCAGAUCUGGACGCCAUGAUCCACACCGGACUCUUCAUCAACGACCUCUCGAUGCACGACUUCAGCAGGGACCUGAUGCUGGCGAGCACGCAGCAGUCGAUCGAGCUCAAGCUGGCGCUGGACCAGGAGCAGCUCAAGUCGAAGAAGCUCGAGGAGUCGAUGAAGAAGCUGGACGAUGAGAUGCGGAGGACGGACGAGCUGCUGUACCAGAUGAUCCCCAAGGAGGUGGCCAACCGGCUCAGGAAGGGCGCCAACCCCGUUGACACGUGUGAGGUUUUCGAGAGCGUCACCAUUCUGUUCUCCGACGUGGUCAACUUCACCGAGAUCUGCAGCAGGAUAUCGCCCAUGCAGGUGGUCGCCAUGCUGAACAGCAUGUACUCCAUCUUUGACAGGCUGACAGAGUUCAACCAAGUCUACAAGGUGGAGACGAUCGGCGACUCCUACAUGGUGGUGGACGGCGCGCCAGAGAAGAGGACCAACCACGCCGAGCGGAUCUGUGACAUGGCGCUGGACAUGGUGGACGGCAUCACGGGACUCACCGACCCGUCCACAGGAGACCAUAUUGAGAUCCGCGUCGGCGUUCACUCUGGUACCGUGGUGGCCGGCGUCGUGGGGCUGAAAAUGCCCCGCUACUGCCUAUUCGGAGACACCGUCAACACAGCGUCCCGUAUGGAGUCGAACAGUCAGGCCAUGCAGAUUCACAUCUCGGAGCCGACUAAGCAGCGUCUCGGCCCCAGCUACCGGACCGUCGAGCGGGGCGGCAUCCACGUCAAGGGAAAAGGCGCCAUGAAGACCUACUGGCUGCGCUCGCGGGACGGCCGGCGCCCGGUCUCUGCCAAAAUUCCUGACUCGGACUCGGAGGAGAGCAGUCCGCCGCACGCGCGCAGUCCGCGCCUCUCGCUGGGCAGGAACAGCUACACGCCGGUCAGCCAGGACUCACAGCAUCGCCGGCCGGCCAGCGGCACCCUGAGCAGCUCCGGACUAAAACUCUCCAACCUGCUGACAUUCGACGAGUCACGGCUGAUCGACAUCAAGCGUCAGCGGAGCCGGGCGCCGCCGGCCGGGCCGCUGGGGCGCACCUCGCGCGCCCAUUCCAUCUCGUCGGCCAGCUGCGCCGAGGUGGCGCGCUCGCCGCCGCCGCUCGCCGCCCUGCUGCACUGCUCCAUGAACGACCUGAGCCAGGCGCCGGCCACCAGCGUGACGCACGGCGCGCCGCUGCUCGUGCAGCCGGCCGCGCACGCGCCCAACCUGGACUCGGCGCCGGCGGCCGCCAAGCCCGGCUGCCACUACUCCAAGAGCGUGGAGGCGGUGGUGGUGACCACGCCGUCCGGCUGCUGCCGGCCGCAGCCGGCCAAGGGCGGCAGUGCAGUCUGCGGCCUGCUCUAGCCGCCCCGCCGACCACCGCCGGCCGUCCACCGAUCUCAGGCGCGAGACGCCGUCCCCUGUCCACCAGUGUUCUGUUUCAUUUGGAACAUAAAUGACCGUCACUGAC